GAUCCGGCUAUGUAGGCGUCGGAGGAGCGUCUUGCUGGGUUCCAGGUCCAGCCGCGCUCUCCCACAGCUAGGUGCGAGCUGGCCUGCCAGUCAGUUCCUGUUCCCUUUGGUUAUUUCCAUGCUUCACCAUGUUGAGGAUUAAAAAUCACCUUUUUUUACUUUCACCCAAUUACCUGAAGCAGCUGAAACAAUUAUCAGGCUCUAGGCUUAUUUGGCAACGACUUCUACACCAGAAACAACCACUUCAUCCAGAAUGGGCUGCACUGGCCAAAAAGCAGCUGAAAGGCAAAAACCCAGAAGAUCUAAUAUGGCGAACCCCAGAAGGGAUCUCUAUAAAGCCCUUAUAUUCCAGGGCAGAUACUAAGGACUUAGCUGAAGAGCUUCCAGGAGUGAAGCCGUUCACACGUGGGCCAUAUCCCACCAUGUAUACCUAUAGGCCCUGGACCAUCCGCCAGUAUGCAGGCUUUAGUACUGUGGAAGAAAGCAACAAAUUCUAUAAGGACAAUAUUAAGGCUGGUCAGCAGGGAUUAUCAGUUGCCUUUGACUUGGCAACACAUCGUGGUUAUGAUUCAGACAACCCUCGAGUUCGUGGUGAUGUUGGAAUGGCUGGAGUUGCAAUUGACACUGUGGAAGAUACCAAAAUUCUUUUUGAUGGAAUUCCUUUAGAAAAAAUGUCAGUUUCCAUGACCAUGAAUGGAGCAGUUAUUCCAGUUCUUGCAACUUUUAUAGUAACUGGAGAAGAGCAAGGCGUACCUAAAGAAAAACUUACUGGGACAAUUCAAAAUGAUAUAUUAAAGGAGUUCAUGGUCAGAAACACUUACAUUUUUCCUCCAGAACCAUCCAUGAAAAUUAUUGCAGACAUCUUCCAAUAUACAGCAAAGCACAUGCCAAAAUUUAAUUCGAUUUCAAUUAGUGGAUACCAUAUGCAGGAAGCAGGUGCUGAUGCCAUUCUGGAGCUGGCCUAUACCAUAGCAGAUGGGUUAGAGUAUUGUAGAACUGGACUCCAAGCUGGCCUAACGAUUGAUGAGUUUGCACCCAGGUUAUCUUUCUUCUGGGGAAUUGGGAUGAACUUUUAUAUGGAAAUAGCAAAGAUGAGAGCGGGGAGAAGAUUGUGGGCUCACUUAAUAGAGAAGAUGUUUAAGCCUAAAAACUCUAAAUCCCUUCUUCUACGAGCACAUUGUCAGACGUCAGGCUGGUCACUCACUGAGCAGGAUCCUUACAAUAACAUUAUCCGGACUACAAUAGAAGCAAUGGCAGCUGUGUUUGGAGGGACUCAGUCCUUGCACACAAAUUCUUUUGAUGAAGCUCUGGGUUUGCCAACUGUGAAAAGUGCUCGAAUUGCGAGGAAUACGCAGAUCAUCAUUCAGGAGGAAUCUGGGAUUCCCAAAGUGGCCGAUCCUUGGGGAGGUUCACAUAUGAUGGAAUCACUCACAAAUGAUGUUUAUGAUGCUGCUUUGAAGCUCAUUAAUGAAAUUGAAGAAAUGGGUGGAAUGGCUAAAGCUGUAGCUGAGGGAAUACCUAAACUUCGAAUUGAAGAAUGUGCUGCCCGAAGACAAGCUAGAAUAGAUUCUGGUUCUGAAGUAAUUGUUGGAGUAAAUAAGUACCAGUUGGAAAAAGAAGAAUCUGUAGAAGUCCUGGCAAUUGACAACAGUUCAGUGCGAAAGAAGCAGAUUGAAAAACUGCUGCAGGUCAAAUCCAGCAGGGAUCAAGCUUUGGCUGAACAGUGUCUUGCUGCACUAACCCAGUGUGCUGCCAGUGGGGAUGGGAAUAUCUUGGCUCUUGCAGUGGACGCAGCUCGUGCAAGAUGCACAGUUGGAGAAAUCACAGAUGCCAUGAAAAAGGUAUUUGGUGAACAUCAAGCUAGUGAUCGUAUGGUAAGUGGAGCAUAUCGCCAGGAAUUUGGAGAAAGUAAGGAGAUAACAUCUGCUAUCAAAAGAGUUCAUACAUUCAUGGAACGUGAAGGUCGCAGACCUCGUCUUCUUGUGGCAAAAAUGGGGCAAGAUGGCCAUGACAGAGGGGCAAAAGUGAUUGCUACAGGGUUUGCUGAUCUUGGCUUUGAUGUGGACAUAGGCCCUCUUUUUCAGACUCCCCGUGAAGUGGCCCAACAGGCUGUGGACGCAGAUGUGCAUGCAGUGGGCGUGAGCACACUUGCUGCUGGCCAUAAAACCCUCGUUCCUGAGCUCAUCAAAGAACUUGGUGCCCUUGGACGGCCUGAUAUCCUUGUUAUGUGUGGAGGGGUGAUACCACCACAGGACUACAAAUUUCUAUAUGAAGUUGGAGUUUCCCAUGUAUUUGGUCCUGGAACUCGAAUUCCAAGGGCUGCUGUUCAAGUGCUUGAUGACAUUGAAAAGUGUUUGGAAAAGAAGCAGCAAUCUAUAUAGCAUCCUUAUUUUGUUUUGGCUUUUUUCUGAAAUGUUCUUUCAGUUAUGAUCAAAGAAGAAAGGAAAGCCAUGUCUUCAGUUCAUUUCCAACACCUGAUAGGUACUUUUCUUGAAAGCCUCACAUUAAAACACCUUAAUUAUAAAUGUGUUCUCAUUCUCUAAUUAUGUAUGUACAGUUACUUAAAAAAUAGAAAUUGUCCUUAAAACCCUCCAUACCAAUACCUUGUUAAAAGUAUUGUUUUAGAAAAACCAUAGUGCAAAAUUACUUAGAAAUAUUUCUUAUAAAUCUUCUUCCUUUUUAUUUUAAUAAUUAAACUUUAUUAACAUUUGACUAGUUCUGUUCUUUAGCAUCAAAUUGACUUAUAGAAAAUAAAAUCUAUAAAUCAUUAAAAUAACAUCUAUCUUAGAAGAAUAGAGUGGACAUUGAUUAUAUUGGACAGUAGAUUGUGGUGGUUUCCUCCACCAAGAUCUGCAUUAAAUUGGACUUUGUAGGUUGGAGUGGAGGAUGAGUGGCAGAAUAUUUUUUCAUCUUAUUUUACUUUCUUGCUUUGCAUGAAUAUGUGGCCUUAUUAAUGCUAGGCUUGCCUCAGCCCAGGAGAGUGUAUGUUUGUGAGCAUUCCCUUAAAUGAAGUGCUUGGGUUGUUACUAUGGCUUCUUCCAGAAUAGUGAUGUAAGCCAUGAGUGUAAAUCUGUGAUAUAAAACAAAGUAAGUUUUCCAGAUCUGGAAAGAUGCUGCCUUCUAUAGAUUUUCUCAUUAAAGAUAAGUUGCAAAAAAUAAAAAUAGCUCAAAGAACACUUGUACUUUGCUGUUAAAAGAUUUAUUCAUUAAAGAAGGAAAGUUGCCCUUUCUGAUUAAUACAUUAAAUGAAGCUAAAAUAAGU
Molecule: messenger RNA, 3262 nt
Organism: Castor canadensis (American beaver)
Lineage: Eukaryota; Metazoa; Chordata; Mammalia; Rodentia; Castoridae
Gene: Mmut
Product: methylmalonyl-CoA mutase
Cellular component (GO): cytoplasm; mitochondrion
Molecular function (GO): metal ion binding; cobalamin binding; methylmalonyl-CoA mutase activity
Source: RefSeq, a predicted model, not a curated record